AGAACUGCCCUCCAUUAUGCAGCAGCUAAUGUUCAUCAACAAUGUGUAAAUUUAUUGCUCAAUGCUGAUAGUGUAGUUAAUAUGACAGAUAUCAAAGGUUGUACACCAUUACAUUAUGCUGCUCCAUUUGAUUCUGAUGCAAGAGUUGUAGAGUUGUUAUUACGUCAUGAUGCCCGUCCAGGAAUAAAAGAUGAUGAUGGUUUUAAUGCUGUUCACUAUGCAGCCCUCAAGGGACAUAAACUUGCCUUAGAAAUGGUAAACAUUAUAUAA
Molecule: messenger RNA, 270 nt
Organism: Lottia gigantea (owl limpet)
Lineage: Eukaryota; Metazoa; Mollusca; Gastropoda; Lottiidae
Exons: 2
Biological process (GO): protein localization to ciliary inversin compartment
Cellular component (GO): ciliary inversin compartment
Molecular function (GO): protein binding
Source: RefSeq, a predicted model, not a curated record